AUGACCGGAACGGGCCAAGCGAGCCCGAUGACCCGAACGGAUCAAGCGGGCAAUAAGAUCCGAACGAGCCAGACGGGCCUAAAAACCCUAACAGGCUUGGCGGGCCCGAAGAUCCGAACGUGCCAGGAGGGCCCAAGACCCAAACGGGCCAGGCGGGCCCGAACACCUAAACGGGUCAGGCAGGCCCGAAGACCCGAACUGGCCAGGCACGCCGAAGAUCUGAACGGGUCAAGCAGGCCCGAAGACCUGAACAGGCCAGGCGGGCCCGAAGACUCGAACUGGCCAGGUAGGCCCGAAGAUCCAAAUGGGUCAAGCGGGCCCGAAGACCGGAACGGGCCAAGCGGACCCAGUGACCAAAACCAGUCAGGCAAACCUAAUGACCAAAACAGGUCAGGUGGGCCUGAAGACCCGAACGUGCCAAAUGGGCCCAAAGAACUGAACGGGCGAAACGGGGUCGAAGAACAAAAUGGGCUAGGUGGGCCUGAUGACCCGAACGGGCACGCCAGGCCCGAUUACCCAAACGAGCACAGCGGGCCCGAAGACUCAGAUGGAUUAGGAUGGAAGUGGAAAGAACCAAAUGGAUUAUGA
This is a messenger RNA of Vigna unguiculata (cowpea), 588 nucleotides long. NCBI's taxonomy places the organism in Eukaryota, Viridiplantae, Streptophyta, Magnoliopsida, Fabales, Fabaceae. The record is from RefSeq and is a predicted model, not a curated record.